GGGAGGGAAACUUGGCUUGUUUUUUUUUUUUUUUUGUCCCGGGUCUAGCACGGUUCUAAUAGAAGUGUCUAGAAAGUCACGAAGCGGCCUGGCGUUCACGAGAUUCCUCUUUACCUUUAGGAUCAGCUGUCAUGUCUGGCAUAGCUCUGAGUCGACUCGCACAAGAGCGGAAAGCAUGGAGAAAAGAUCACCCUUUUGGCUUCGUUGCCGUUCCAACUAAGAACCCUGACGGUACGAUGAACCUGAUGAAUUGGGAGUGCGCCAUUCCAGGGAAGAAAGGGACUCCAUGGGAAGGAGGGCUGUUUAAGUUAAGGAUGCUCUUCAAAGACGAUUACCCAUCAUCCCCGCCGAAAUGCAAAUUCGAGCCACCUCUGUUUCAUCCGAACGUGUACCCAUCGGGAACUGUGUGUCUCUCCAUUUUAGAGGAGGACAAAGACUGGAGACCUGCUAUCACGAUCAAACAGAUUCUGUUGGGAAUCCAGGAGCUUUUAAACGAGCCCAAUAUUCAGGACCCGGCCCAGGCUGAGGCUUAUACCAUAUAUUGUCAGAACAGAGUGGAGUACGAGAAGAGGGUCCGAGCACAAGCCAAAAAGUUCUCUCCCUCGUAGACGGAGCGAUGGAUAAAUCGGAGGGAAUGUGUCGGCACUCGUUCAUUUCUCGUAUUCUUCCUCCUCCCCUCUCUUGCUGGGACUGAAAGGACUUGACAUGAUGUCUGUGCCAUCUGCCCCAACCCCACAGGCCCCACCCCCUGAUAGUGAUGUCACAAACACAGCCCCCGCCCCUGACGACCCUUCAGCAGGACAGUCCCUGCCUCGCUUUAUCGUCGGCCAAUCAGAAAUGGACCUCAUCUAUUUCCUUUUUUUUUUUUUUUUCCACUCAACGCAAACAUGAAGUGACUGAAUGAAAACUAUUAACUUUGUGUACGUAUCGUGAGUGAGUGUGCGAGUGUGUGCAUCUGUUUUCUUAUUUUAAUGUCAAAUUUCCCUUCUUUGAUCGCUUUCCCUCAUGAUGCAGAGUGCGUGCGUGUUCAGUAGCUCGGCUAAGAUCUCUACAGCGUUAAAAAAAAACCUGGGUGGAAUGUUUUUGCUUUCUCACACUUCUGUCCAUCUCCCACACUGUAAAAUUAGUUCUUAAUUUAAAGUAAAGAAAAAGAUCAGCCUAAGAGUCAAGUCAGCUGUGGCGAUUGUGUACUGAGCAGCUGCCACUCUGCCGCACGCGAGCGCCGGUUUAAGUUGACUAAUCGUAAAUUUGGGAUCGUUGUAGGGUCAGACUUGCUCAUACUCACCAGGAUAGCUUUUUUUGUUUUUCAUUUGUUCGUUUGUUUGUUAAUGAUGGGAACAUGUGUCCUGCGUUCUUUGUUGGUUUAAUAAAGAUCUUUCUACAAAA
Messenger RNA from Neoarius graeffei (lesser salmon catfish), 1386 nucleotides. It is a transcript of the gene ube2ib, whose product is annotated as ubiquitin-conjugating enzyme E2Ib. The transcript has 7 exons. Gene Ontology annotation, cellular component: nucleus. Gene Ontology annotation, molecular function: SUMO conjugating enzyme activity. The coding region runs from base 132 to 608 and encodes 158 amino acids. The record is from RefSeq and is a predicted model, not a curated record. Gene Ontology annotation, biological process: protein sumoylation. NCBI's taxonomy places the organism in Eukaryota, Metazoa, Chordata, Actinopteri, Siluriformes, Ariidae.